Messenger RNA from Cantharellus anzutake, 731 nucleotides. RefSeq lists its product as uncharacterized. The record is from RefSeq and is a predicted model, not a curated record. Gene Ontology annotation, biological process: rRNA processing. Gene Ontology annotation, molecular function: DNA binding; peptidyl-prolyl cis-trans isomerase activity. The transcript has 6 exons. NCBI's taxonomy places the organism in Eukaryota, Fungi, Basidiomycota, Agaricomycetes, Cantharellales, Hydnaceae. The coding region runs from base 1 to 414 and encodes 137 amino acids.
AUGCCCAAGAAAGCUGACAACAAGAAAGGAGGCGAAAAGAAGCCUGCCGAUAAGAAGGGCGCAGCGGCUUCUAAGAAUAAGAAUCUUGAAGAUGGGUCAGGAAACAAGGACAAACUAAAGGCAGCUACGGCGGUGAAUGUGCGGCACAUCUUGUGCGAAAAACAUUCAAAGGCUACAGAAGCCCUGCAGAAGAUCCAGGAGGGUGUGCGAUUUGAUAAAGUCGCUCAGGAAUACUCGGAAGACAAAGCAAAAGCUGGGGGCAGCUUGGGAUGGAUGGUUAGAGGCUCCAUGGUUGGCGAGUUUCAAGACGCUGCCUUUUCCCUGACACCAUCCACCACUGACAAGCCCAUAACGACCGGGUUAGUCAAAACCAAGUUUGGCUACCAUAUCAUAAUGGUGGAAGGACGGCGGUAAAAGGGUAAGAAUUACUCUCCAUGCCAAAUUGCCGCAUGCUGCAGGCAUUGUUGUUCCCCGGAACCGGCUAUAAAUGAAAUCGAAUUCCGUCGCCUUGUCGCUAUGUCGGUGGGCCAAUAGCAAGUUAUGAAACCCCCUUGCAGUCUGUACGGAUUCUUUAUGCAAUCGAUCUUAUCCAUCUAUCAGACAGGGCACGGACGAGAAAUGGCUACAUAGGUUAUGCCAUCACUGCGUUCCACAGCUCUACAUCCCAACUAGGCCAACCCUGUUGUGAGGGUUUCCUUCAAGCGCAACGCUUAUGGUGGGUUAAAUCGGUG